This is a messenger RNA of Labrus mixtus (cuckoo wrasse), 3874 nucleotides long. RefSeq names its product phosphatidylinositol-3-phosphatase SAC1-B. Gene Ontology annotation, molecular function: phosphatidylinositol-4-phosphate phosphatase activity. Gene Ontology annotation, cellular component: endoplasmic reticulum. The transcript is spliced from 20 exons. Lineage: Eukaryota; Metazoa; Chordata; Actinopteri; Labriformes; Labridae. Bases 46 to 1806 code for a protein of 586 amino acids. The record is from RefSeq and is a predicted model, not a curated record. Gene Ontology annotation, biological process: phosphatidylinositol dephosphorylation.
GCCGGUGUGUCACUGACACGUCACUGAGGUCAGACGGCAGGAAAGAUGGCGAGUACCUAUGAGAGUUUCAACUUGCGCACCACACCUGAGAAGUUCUACAUCGAGGCUUGUGAUGACGGCUGUGAGGACGUCCUGGCCAUCGACAGAGUGUCCACUGAGAUGAUACUCACAGUGAGGAGGGACGUCCCCGCCUCUGCCGACAGCCGGCCGAUAAGUGGCCUCAUGGGGACGAUCCGCCUGGUGGCAGGUAUGUACCUGGUGGUCAUCACAAAGAAGAAGAAGGUGGGAGACCUGCUGGGACACGCUGUGUGGAAAGCUCUGGAGUUUGACAUCAUCUCGUACAAGAAGACAAUAUUACACCUGACGGACAACCAGAUGCAGGACAACAAGACGUUCCUGUCCAUGAUCAACCACGUGCUGCACACCGACGGCUUCUACUUCGCGACAGACUACGACCUGACGCACACUCUGCAGCGACUCGCCAACACCAGCCCCGAGUUCCAGGAGAUGAGCCUCCUGGAGAGGGCGGAUCAGCGUUUUGUGUGGAACGGUCACCUGUUGAGAGAGUUCAUGACUCAGCCCGAGCUACACAAGUUUGUGUUCCCUGUUAUCCACGGCUUCAUCGCUCUGAGGUCGAGCUGCAUCAACGGGAAAGUGUUUGAGUGGAGCAUCAUCUCCAGGAGGAGCUGCUUCAGAGCCGGAGUGCGAUACUACGUCAGAGGUAUUGAUACUGAGGGUCAUGCCGCUAACUACGUGGAAACAGAGCAGGUGGUGCAGUUCAACAGCGCCAAGGCCUCGUAUGUUCAGACCAGAGGCUCCAUCCCCUUCUUCUGGUCCCAGAGACCAAACCUCAAGUACAAACCAAAACCACAGAUCAGCAAAACUGUCAACCAUCUGGACGGAUUCCAGAGACACUUUGACUCUCAGAUUAUUCUCUAUGGAAGACAAGUCAUCCUCAACCUGAUCAACCAGAAAGGCUCGGAGAAACCUCUGGAGAUGGCGUUUGAUAAGAUGGUGAGCAGCCUGGGGAACGGCAUGAUCAAGUACAUCGCCUUCGACUUCCACAAGGAGUGCAGUCGGAUGAGGUGGCACCGCCUGCAGAUCUUACUCGACAUGGUGGCUGAGAUGCAGGACGACUUUGGGUACUUCCUGGUGGACGCAGACGGGAAGGUGCUGUUGAACCAGGACGGGAUGUUUCGCAGUAACUGCAUGGACUGUUUGGACCGGACCAACGUGAUCCAGAGUCUGCUGGCCCGACGCUCGCUGCAGUCUCAGCUACGGAAGAUGGGAGUCCUCCACACCGGUCAGCUGAUUGAAGAGCAGGCAGACUUCGAGAAGACGUAUAAGAACGCGUGGGCAGACAACGCUGACGCCUGUGCCAAACAGUACGCAGGAACGGGGGCCCUGAAGACCGACUUCACCAGGACGGGGAAGAGGACUCAGUGGGGGCUCGUGAUGGACGGCUGGAACUCCAUGAUCAGAUAUUACAAGAACAACUUCUCUGAUGGAUUCAGACAGGACUCCAUCGAUCUCUUCCUGGGGAACUACGCGGUGGAGGAAAGCGAUUCGACUGCUCCUCUAAGAGACCCCAAAGACUGGAAGUUCCUCACGUUGCCGAUCAUCAUGGUCGUAGCUUUCUCCAUGUGCAUCAUCUGCCUGCUCAUGGCCGGUGACACAUGGACCGAGACUCUGGCGUACGUCCUGUUCUGGGGGUCGUCGAGCGUGGUGACGGCCGGUCUCAUCCUCUUUAACGGUCUGGACUUUGUCGACGCGCCGAAGCUGCUCCAGAAGGAGAAGCUGGACUGAAUGUGUGCGUGUGGAAAGCAGCUUGGCCCCGGAGAGCUCACCACCUCUUCAUCGCUCUACGCCCCCCAGCAGCAGCAUCAUCAACAUCCUCCUCAAGGCUGGAGCCUUUACUGAAGGAUGGGGGAUGGGGGGGCACCGGGGCUGGCCUCCUGCACUCUGACGGAGUAAAGACUGAGAUUUAGAGUGCGGAGGUCGGCUGCUGUCCACACAGCAGCGUGUACACGUGGACAGGACUGUCUGUCUGCUGGUUUUACUGGAACCUCUGACUGUGUUUUACUGGAUGUCACCGAUCUGACGGCCGCCGACGCCGAGGGAUCAGAUCAGCUGCUGUGAUGUCACAGAUCAGCUGCUGUGAUGUCACAGAUCAGCUGUUAAAUGAAUUACUGUAUGAACUCUUCUUCUGACUUCUGGUUUUCUUUUUUUGCCAUCUUUCAGUUUGUCUUUAUGUCUCUGGUUUGGGUUCAACAUAUUUCAAGUCUACAUUUCAUCUGGAGGAGGAAAGGGUCCAGAAAGCUGAGAGGAAGCUUUCCUUGUUUUUCCUAAACCUCACACUGGACUUCAUCAGUGUGAAUGGUCCAUUUACUUUAUCGUGUCAAUAUCAGGAAUAUAUGUGGAAGAAGAAAUCCUGGAUUUCGGGACUACAUGACUAAAAAAGGCGUCUUCAGUCUUUAGCCUGCGGCAGUGACACAGAGUGAAAUGACGUCAACAAAAUCCUGAAAGUCCGGCUGCAAUAAGUUGUUGUUUUAAUCCCUGACAGUCUCAGAUUGUUUCUCUUUGUGUCUCAAACAUUACAGAAAGGAUCCGUACAGAGAAAUAACUUUUAGUUAGAGAGGAAGAUGAUUUCUCUGUUCGAUCACUCACAACAAGUGCUGCCUCGGGGCAAGGCGAGUUUAUUAGGGCGCACUCACACUACGCAGUUGCUCAUGAACUCUUCUUCUGACUUCUGGUUUUCUUUUUUGCCAUUUUUCAGUUUGUCUUUAUGUUUUUUAUGUACAGAAACUCUGGUUUGGGUUCAACACAUUUCAAGUCUACAUUUCACAACGUGGACAUGAAGUAUAAUCGAUGCCAGCCUUCCAUUAUCGAGAAAUCCUGGGAUGGCUGAAUCGGACUAAAAUGACUCAAAAUAAGCCACAUAGUGAGUAAAGGAGCUGUCUGUGUUGUUCUCUGAUGUGCGGACACAGACUGGAGCGUGUGUCCCUUUUAUUUAUUUUUAUUUUUUAGUCCGCCUGUCUUGUAAACUGCAUGAGGUAACCGUGCUCAGGCCCGGUUAGUCCUGGAGCGGUGUGAGUGCAGAGUACGAGAUAACUGGGCCUAGUGUGAGUGCGCCCCAAAGCACAUUUCAGGAACAAGGCGACCCAGGUUUAAAAACACUGAGAUUCCUUAUAUUCAUGAGGAGAAAAUCAUCAGAAUACUGUCAGUGUUUUACAGAACAUGUAAAAAGGAUGUCAAUGCAGUUUAAGACUUUUAUAAGGUAACUAAAGUAGACAUAACUGAGGUCACAGGUCAGUUACAGGGGAACACCUGCAGCUUUAAAAAGCAGGUGAGCUGGAAUAAUUAAUUCAUAUUCAGAUAUUGGUGGAUUUUACAUGAAUUACAUUUGUCCUUUCACACUUUUUAAAAACACAUGAAAGGGUUUAUUGGUUUCUUCUUCAUUGCUGUGAACAGGGAUCUGCACAUGGACGGUCUGAUCUAAACGACCGCUUUGUUUGAUGGAGAUUUGAUGUGAUAAUAAGCUUCAGAUUCAGACUUUUAGACCAUGUUGGGAUAUCUCUAUUAAGGAUGUUGUUUGUUUUUUCUUCUGCUAAUUUGUGAGCACUGUCAGUUUGUGCUCUUGAUUUCCCUCUGAGACGACUCGUGUUCAGUUUGAUAAGAAACGACCGGAUGCAUCCGUUUCUGUAACGUUUGUUGUUCUUCAUCGUCGGUCGUCGGGCAGAAAUCCCCUCAUACAAACACUUUCUUUGUGAGAGGCAUGUUCAGCUGAUUUUAGAGAAUGAUUACGCCUUAAUCUGAAUGAAACUGAGUUUAAAUAUGAAACAGAAACUAAAUAAAAUAAAAUAUAUAACUGACA